This is a messenger RNA of Dromiciops gliroides (monito del monte), 416 nucleotides long. RefSeq names its product cytochrome b-c1 complex subunit 8-like. Gene Ontology annotation, biological process: mitochondrial electron transport, ubiquinol to cytochrome c. The transcript has a single exon. Bases 43 to 291 code for a protein of 82 amino acids. The record is from RefSeq and is a predicted model, not a curated record. NCBI's taxonomy places the organism in Eukaryota, Metazoa, Chordata, Mammalia, Microbiotheria, Microbiotheriidae.
AGGACGAAGUGUCCUGACACAGGGACCGAAGGCGCCGCGAAGAUGGGCCGCCACUUCGGGAACCUGAUCCAGGUGAGGCACAUCAUUUCCUACAGCCUGUCCGCGUUCGAGCAGAAAGCCUUCCCCAGCUACUUCACCAAGGGCAUCCCGAAUGUGUUACGCAGGACGCAGGACUCCAUUCUGCGGGUCGCCCCCCCAUUUAUAGGCUUUUACUUCCUCUAUACCUGGGGAACCCAGGAAUUUGAGAAGUCAAAGAGGAAGAAGCCAACCGACUUUGAAGAAGAAAAAUAAGCUAUUCAGAGGGAAAUGCAACAAUAUUGGUUACCUGGUGGUCAGCUCUGUGAUAUAGAAGAAGAGUGUAUAAAGAUAGUUUAAAGAUGUAAUAAAUUUCACAUUUCACAAAAAAAAAAAACAAA